Molecule: messenger RNA, 6038 nt
Organism: Limulus polyphemus (Atlantic horseshoe crab)
Lineage: Eukaryota; Metazoa; Arthropoda; Merostomata; Xiphosura; Limulidae
Product: KAT8 regulatory NSL complex subunit 1-like
Exons: 9
Coding region: 641-3988 (1115 amino acids)
Cellular component (GO): NSL complex
Molecular function (GO): histone acetyltransferase binding
Source: RefSeq, a predicted model, not a curated record
AAACGUAUUCGUGACGACGUUAGACUCGUUGUACCUCGGGGUGUAAUAACAGAGAGAUAAAGUUACGCAUUAUAUUCAUUUACAGCCUUUGAUGCAAGUGAACAAUUUGUUAAAAGUGUGAGCCUAGAAUUUUUAAGUUUGUAGACUAGAGCUCACAGUAACGUAACAAUUAACUAAAUGUGGUUUAUUGCAUUUCAUCUGUAGAAAUCAUUACGUCAUGGCAACAGCAUUCUGAACGGGAUGUGAAAUCACGUGGCUGACUUCCCAUAUUUUGCCGCGUUUUGUAAGUAACGUUGAAAGUACAAGAAUUAUAUGUGAACAUUGAGCGUUUGUCGAUUAUGCAUAUCUGUUUAGGAUACCUUAAACUUUUGAAAUGUAAAGAUAAAUGUAACAAAUCUAUAGUGAUGCCCAAAUUGGUGAAUCGUCGGUUCAGAUCUUUAAUGAAAAUAGUAACUUGUUUCGUAUGAAGAAUUUUAUCAUAAUUACCCAUCCGUCCGACAUAUGCAUUAAAUGAUUAAUAUAACUUGACCAGUGGCAGUGAGUGUCAAGGUUAUUACCAAAGGACUAAAUGCCUGUAUUUAACGUUCAACGAACGUGUAUUUCUUCAAACAAUUAACGGUUACAUAGAAAAUGUUUAACGAUGUCUAGGUAUAUGUGGUCACCUGUUUCGGUAAGGCUGUGCUGUUUGGCCGCCAUGACUCCUGCUCUUACAGGAGCGGCGAAUAAAGCCGACACUUUUAAUCACGUACCCUUAUCUCCUUCAAGAGCAUCUAAUUCAAGCUGUUCAGUGUCUCCUGGAAGCUUGUAUAGUAGUCGAACAGAUGAUAUCUGGAAUAGGAUAUCUGCACGUGAAAACAACUGGAUAGAAUCAGCAUGUUCAAAAGGUGGUGGUUUUUAUGUGGCAGCUAAAGAACAAAUCAUACAGAACACGGACAAACUUUCUUUGAAUUCCAUUCAAUUUUCGAGGAACGAACCUUUUUCCUCUUCAGAUGGAAAAGGAAAUAUUGAUGUCAAGUUUAUCUCAUUAAAUAGUUCAAAUCCAAAAAUCCGUUUAGAAACAUUUCCCCCUAGCAGUGCAAAGAACCUAAUACUUGAAACUACCGAAGGAAAGCAAGCAGGUAAUUUUUAUAAUGAAACUAAUUAUCUUUUGCAGGAUAAUAUAGAAACGUCAUUGGAUUAUCUUGCAUCAACUAAUACGGAACAGUUUAAAAAUGAUUUGAACAAUUCAGAAUGCAUUGCUGCAGUUAGGCCUAGUGUCACUGAAAACGAAUCGGAAGAAUUGGUUUUUGAAAGAUCUUAUAGUGAUUUGAGUUUUCCUGAACAACAAUUACAUCCCUACCGAUCGAAAGCCCCUAGUGCAGCUUCAUUGAAUAAAAAGGUAUUACGUAUUAACCAUAUUAGUUUGGAAAGGAGAGCCACUCGGCUUUUGGAAAGAGUGAGGAAAGUUCAGUUAGGUCAGGUGCGUCGGCACUUGCAUGAGCAGUUAAAGGUAUUUGUUGAAUAUCAACAAACAGCCAAGAACAGCCAAUGCAAAAGUCGAAAAACGCUUACACAGAUUACGCAAAAACCAAAUACUGGUGGUGGUAUUUUGAAGAAGAACACCAAAAGUCUUUCGGCGUCAUCGUUAAUCACUCAACAAUCAAAUUUUACUAGGAAGAAAAAUAAUUAUGGUUCUGCCAUUUUGAACGAUAGGUGUGAUGUUAGAGCCAGACACAAAUUGAAUCAACGGUUUAAGCACAAAUCAGUGGUAAAUAAUGAAAUCAAAAAAGCAGUGGAUAGCUUAAUAACAAACCUCAAUUAUCUGGAAUCUGUAGCUGAUUCUGAUGUAACAGAAAGUAGUUCUGGAGGCGAGAGUUGUGACGAAGUUGAAGACGGUGAUAAUCUAAUAAAAGGUUGCCAAACAGCCUAUGAUCGUGCUUUCUGGAGAUGGUCCUUGAACAGAGCAGAAGUAGCCAGCCAUUCGCUUUGGCUACAGGCCCAAAUAUCACAGUUAGGAUACCACAUCAGUCAGUACAACGACCUCUAUCAUCAGCUCCGGGCUAAGAAGAGCCCCGUCACUCUUCACACUUCACUACCAAAUGAGUUCACACCCAGCAAACCAGUGGAGGAGAAACUUGAAAAGUCUAUCGGUUCAAACGAAUUGGAUCUAUUCCGUCCUGUUUCACGCAGAAAUUUUGGAGGCGAAUGUCAUGUUACGGUCAAAAAGAACAAUGAGUGUGCUGAAGCCAUCAAUAACCCUACACUAACAGAGAAAUCAUCAUUUCCAGUGAACUACAAAUACUCAUCAACUCUUUCUUCUCGAAAGUCAUCGUCACCAAUAUCUCGCGAAGUGUCUUCAUCAAAUGCCUUUUUAACAAAACCAUUAUCAUCGUCAGCAUGCAGUUCUUCUUCAUAUCUUCCUUCGUCGUCUACCGCGAGACCAAGUCAUUUUUACAUUAACAAAGAUCCCUCCAAAGAUGCCAGUAAUACAACCAUUGCUGAUCAUGCUAGUCGAACUGUUCCUCUGAAGAGCUUUCGAAAAAGAAAGCUAAUAAGAAUGUCUUCUUUGCGUUUUAUGGAUUGCAAGUCCAUUACCGGGCUAGAUGCAAGCUGUGACUGUUGUUCUUACCGCCAGAGUGAAAUAUUGCCUUGUAUUUUGUGUUGUGGUUCGUCGCACUUUAACCCAAGGGGUGUCGAUUUCUACAUGCGUGAACAAAAACGUGUAGCCUUCUUUGACCGAUCAUUCCAUCCAGUAUUAUCUUCCUCAGAAGAUAUCCAGAAGCCCAUUAAACUGGGAAUUUCAUCCUGUAAAAGAAGACAACAAAAGUUGUGUGCUAAAACCAAGCCAAGUAAUGCACCUAAAACAAAUUACUGGAAAAAUACUUCUCGAACACCACUACCAACUUCCCCUGGGAGAAAGCAUAAGAACAGUGCAGCACAGACAUUAGUGGUCUCUACAAAAUAUAAAAGAAAAUCAAUUAGAAAAAACAGACAAGACCAAAGUAUAUCAGAAAAAUCCAGAUAUGAAGAAAACCUCAAGAAAAAAGGAAAGAGAGCCAGAAAGACAUUAAUAGGUGUUACUUGGAAACAUUCUUCAACUGAACAAGUGAGGAAAACAUUGAAUGAAUUUCCCAGGAAGGUGAAAGCAUCAUGCUCAGGAGCACUGACAGCGAAAUGCACAAAACACAUUUUUUUUUAUUUAACAGCAAGUGGUGAAGGAAGUCAAAUUCAGGAAAGUUUCAAGAAAAGAAAGCUGGAAAAAGCAUUUGACAUUGAUAGCAUUGUUAUACCAUACAGUAUUGCAUCAACAACAAGAGUAGAAAAGCUCCAGUAUAAAGAAAUAUUAACUCCAAAGUGGCGUAUCACUGAAGAUAAGUUAUUGCAUAAGGAGCGUGUGUUUGAUAGAAAACAUGAAUUGCAAUCAAGAUUAACAUGUGAAGACGAAAAAGAGUUUGAAGAUACAACAGACAAAACUUACAUCCAGAGACAUGAAAAGUAUGAAAAAAUGGAGAAGAGUCAAUCUUUAGAGAUUUCGAAAGUCAGUAUAACUGAUCAUAGUCUCUUAUGUAAACAAAAUGAUAAUUUGACUCCAUUUUCUUCUUCUACUGAUUGGGCAGUGCUAAGCUGGAUGACUUCUUUGGGUCAACAUUCAGUAAUUACUAGUGACACAAAGCCAGUAAAAAAUCCACUUUUAACCAGUCAGAUUGGAAAAAGAAAAUUAUCUGUCAGGGCAAGAAAAAGAAGGUUGGGUCGUCCUCCAAAAAGUAAUGGGUCUGAUGUUUCUCCUUAUCCUUCUCGGAUGUUUCCCUUGACAGAGGAAGAGUUUUUGAAAAUGAUGAAACAAUCGCAUCUUCAACAGGCAAAUAAAUAUGACAAUUUGGUCAUUCUUCCUGCUGAAUGUCCUGUUCUAACCAGACCAGGUCUGGAAGAAAAGACAGAUGACUCAGAGUGGAAUAUGUUUCCAGGUGGUAAACUUACCCGAAAGUCCCUGGUUUUGAGGAUGUCUUGAAUAUACAUCAAGAGAAAAUUUAAUAGUCUGAUGUUGAAAUGCAAAAAACUUGUUUCUAGACAUCAUAAUAUUUUAUAAAUUACAAACUGAGGAUUACUUCUUGUUUAAUUAUUAAGCUACCCUGAGAUGAUUUGUUAGUUGUUUUUUUUUACUGAAUGGUAUUUUGAGUAUUUUUUAUGAAGCCUUAUGCACAUAAUGGUCUGGCAAUAUGGACAGGUACAAAGCCCUCUCACAUUGACCUAAAUUUCAUAAAUUUAGGCUGAUUUGAGCUAUUUUGCAACCUAAAAAAAAGAGAAAUGUAAUCUUGGUUGGUAUGUAGGGUCUGUUUACCACUAUGAUCAUCCCUUACCAGUAUGUCUGCUUAAUUGUUUUUUUUUUACCAGUAAUAUAUGACGAUAUUAAGAAGAAAACAGUAUACAGUAAUUAGUAAUGACUAAGCACUUGAAGAUAUUUUGAAAAUUGUAAACCAUUUGAAUUGAGUAAGUACUCAAAAACUGCAUUGGAGAGGAACUUUAGUAAAAGAGAAAUCCAAUAAUAAUAUUAAUAAAUUUCAAGAAGAAACAUAAGAAUCAGAAUCUUAACUUAUUACUUGACUUAUUAAAUAUUUACGUUAAUAAUGCUUGGAGACAGCUUGAAUGGGUAAUUAAAGUUUUUCUUCAUUACCCAUUCAAGCCGUCUCCAAGCAUUAUUAGUCUCAAAGUGGGUUCCUCGUCAUCGAAUUUCAAUAUUAAGUUGAUAAAAUGAGUGUUAGCACACUUGCAAUGCACUAAAAAUGUGUUUAUUAAAAUAGAUUAUAAAAAGGAAAUAAAAAUGUAUUGGUCAGUUCAGAAAAUAAAUUAUGAUACCAAGGAACUUAACUUUGAACUUUGAUUUUAAAAGCUUUUUUUUCUGUAUGUCCUACUUUCAUUUCGAAAGAUACAUGGUUAAAGUAAAGAAUAAACCAAUUACGGGGCGAAGGAUGAAACUUGUAUCUAUAAAAGUUCAAGAAACUUUGCUGUUGAAACUGCGUGUGAAAUCCUUGUAUCAGUGAUGGAUUUUGAUAAAUCACUAUGUAUAAAUUGUAAAAAAAUGAACGAGGUCUUUCUUAUUUUAUUAUAUAACAUUUUUUUCAAAAUGAUCAUUUAUUUUAUCAUCUGUGUUUAAUCAUUUUUGAAUGUGUAUCAGUCUUUAAAAUAUGCCUACGAUAAAGAAAUUGAAAAAAAAAUGUGCAAAAGAAAUAAUCGUGUUAUGUUGCUACAACACUAAAUGUAUUAUGUAAUUUCUAAGAUUUAACAAGGUUUGUUUCCACUAGAACCUUUGGUUAACUUUUCAGAUUUCUAUAAACCUAAGAACUUAUCUUCUGAUGUACAGGUAAUUAGAAAAAAAAAGUUAAAAUAGUUUUGUAUGGUAAGCCUACCUCCACAUAUAGUCAUGAUUGUUAAUAGCUUUUACAUUUUUCAGUGUGAAAUAUUUCUUUACUGACACUAUUUCUGUAAAUAGGAGUUUAACUAUGAGUGUGUUUGUAUAUUUUGGGUUUCAGUAAAGUGGUAGUAGUUGUGGAUUCUUGUAACAACAAAUGUUUCAUAAUUGUAGCUACAACACUGUAGACUGUACACUAGAGUUCUGAACUUAAGUGGCUGGAAAUUUAGAAACUGGUGAUACUGAGUAAUAUUAUUAUUGAUAUUUCUGAGGAUUGAGCAUUAAUAUUUAUAACUUGAUAAUGAGGGUAUUUGUUAAUGACUCUAAUUUUCUGUCCCGUGUUUCUUGUCCAGCAGAAAUUAGUGAUUCUCAGUUACUUGUAAACUGUUGAGUUUUAAUUUUAUUUUUAAAUUAAUGGUUAAAGACAUUCAAUACUAAUUUAAUUUGAGUUUGAAAGUAUAAAUUUAUUCAUUUGUAACUUUUAACUAGUUGACAGUAUAUAAUCCCAUGUGGAAAAUAAUACUCUGCAUGGAAGUAGACUUUUUUGAGUUUGAACCAUUUACUCAAGUGUUUGUGAAGGUGGAAACUCGUGUGUUUGUACAAUUUCAUUUAAUUUGUUUGGAAUAAAGCUACAUUUAGCUUGUAAUUGGUA